AUGCUUGCUGGACGUAAGACGUGUUGUAAUAUUCGAGUUGCGGGUGUUGUCCCGAGUGUCGUUUCGUUCUGCUCUAAUAUCGACAUUUCUGUCCGUGGUGGAACUGGUAUCCAGGAACCGCUAUCGAAGAAGAGAAUUACUCAUGCAAAUUCAUUGUUUUGCAAGAAAAGCAGCUUUUUGUCCUGCAAGUCAACGAAGACUUCGGGAUAUCAGCAACAAGUGCGAGGUCAAUUUAGCACAAAAGCUAAUCGUGCAUGUACAUAUCGACGACUACAGAGGAUUCUACAGAUGAAGCAAUCUAUGGUAUGGAUAGAUCAUUGGCUCAGGUUCACAGCACUCCUUUCAGCUCAAAUGACACUCUUCUCGUAG
Molecule: messenger RNA, 369 nt
Organism: Brugia malayi
Lineage: Eukaryota; Metazoa; Nematoda; Chromadorea; Rhabditida; Onchocercidae
Exons: 2
Coding region: 1-369 (122 amino acids)
Source: RefSeq, a predicted model, not a curated record